Messenger RNA from Paramuricea clavata, 645 nucleotides. The record is from the annotation of a GenBank genome assembly. NCBI's taxonomy places the organism in Eukaryota, Metazoa, Cnidaria, Anthozoa, Malacalcyonacea, Plexauridae.
AUGGCGAUGGAAAAUGAAAUAUCUAUUUUCAUUAACGAUGUUUUAUCAUAUCUCGCGGUUGGGAAAGAUAUGUUUAUCGAAUUAAAGCGAAAUUUAUUUACUGCAGAGGAUGACUACGCAAAUGUUUUAUGCCAACGAUGCACUGCAUUCAUCGAUGGUUUAUCAAUAUUAUCAGGAAAUUCUCUUUGGUCAAGGCCAGUUGGGGACACUUACAUUGCUGAUGAUAUGUGCAACCUGAUUAUAGAACUUCAACGAAUGCAUGACAUACUGCAAGAACGAGUUGAAACUGCUCCUACCGAGAACAGUCGUUACACCUGUGGAUACGAAAGAGGAAGUCGUCGAAGAGGAAGACCAAGGUUCUUAAUUCCUGAAAGGCAGUUGGUGGGCCUUCGAUCCUUAAAUUUUACAUGGAAACAAAUCGCAGAAAUGUUAGGUGUUUCAGAGAAAACUUUGCGUCGUCGUCGUAUAGACUCUGAUUUGCCUGUAUGUGAGAAUAAUUAUUCAAACAUCACAGAUGAAGAACUAGAUAGGACAAUAAGCUUGAUACUUGGAACCUCCCCAAAUUCUGGAGAACGAAUGGUAACAGGAGCACUAGUGUCUCAAAAUGUUAGAGUACAAAGAUCCAAGAAUUCGUGCCUCCAUUAA